AAGCAGCCUUAGCUGACAGGAUCAUUUCAGUUUAUAAAGUCUAACAGUAUGAUGUGUUCAUUGGAAGACAUAAAAAUAACAGCAACAAAUAUUUUUCUGGGAUUUUUUUUCGUUUCUAACUCAAUAGCAUCACCAGUAAUCAACUGUGGUUCCGGUUGGACGUACGGCAAUCAUUUAUCAGGAAAGGGAUGUUUGAGGAAAUUAUCCAGUGACUACAGUCAAAGAACCUGUCUUCUGAAUGGUUAUCAUAUCACAUUAACACAAGUACCUUGGGGAGAAGUUAGGAGGAGAGAUAUGUACUGUGUCCGAGAUGAACAUUUAACUUAUGAAGAAGCUACCACUGAAUCCCCUGCCAUGAUAGAUGGUAUCAAUACCGAUGAUUUGAAAUUUGACGUUAAAGACGAAAUUGAAGAUUCAAAACACGGACUUGUCAAAGCUAUGGGAUGUUGUUUAGAUGGAGUACAACCUACAGGAUAGCUAUUCUGUCAAUAUACACUAACAUUCCAUUGAAAUGAAUUAACAACAACCGUUUUGCCUUGAUAUUUUUCACUGUACAUUGUAUAUAUGCAAACCAUGCUCAAACAGCACAUAGUAUGUGAAUCUUGCAAAUCUUUAUCAUUCAUGUCUAGUUUGUCAAACUGACUGUUAGCUAUCAGUCUUCUACAUUUUACAUUUUGACAUCAUGUUUCAUAUUUUAAAUAUGUCAAAUUUUGUUUAUAUUUCAUUUAUCAAACGAAGGUUGAUAAUG
Molecule: messenger RNA, 748 nt
Organism: Mytilus californianus (California mussel)
Lineage: Eukaryota; Metazoa; Mollusca; Bivalvia; Mytilida; Mytilidae
Exons: 3
Coding region: 49-477 (142 amino acids)
Source: RefSeq, a predicted model, not a curated record